Poecile atricapillus (Black-capped chickadee) is the source of this 12314-nucleotide messenger RNA. RefSeq names its product striatin (gene STRN). Gene Ontology annotation, molecular function: protein phosphatase 2A binding; calmodulin binding; armadillo repeat domain binding. The coding region runs from base 2660 to 4594 and encodes 644 amino acids. Gene Ontology annotation, cellular component: dendrite. The transcript has 15 exons. The record is from RefSeq and is a predicted model, not a curated record. NCBI's taxonomy places the organism in Eukaryota, Metazoa, Chordata, Aves, Passeriformes, Paridae.
CUUGAAAACUUUAGCACUCAAGAAAGACAUCAUGUGGAUUUUGAAUGCACCCUGCAAGAUUUUGAAUCCAUAAAUGAAAUGUUAAUAUGAUAACAUGAGCUAGAUAUAGUCCUGUUUUCACUUAUUUCAUGGAAUUUAAAAGGGAAUCAGUUUUCAGUUUCUUCAAUCAGCUCACUUGCAUUACAAAAGAUAAGUACCACUUGGCAUGACUGGACUCAAAAAUAGAUACUAAAAUAAUAACCUCAUAAUAAUGGUUUAAAUUCCUAACACUUGCAGUGGGAGGAAUGGGUGCUUUCCCCCAACAAACUGAAACAGAAAUGAAAGCUGCCUGCAAAUAUAGCUUGUAGCCUUGAAAACAUGAAAGUACUUAAGUAUCGUUACUUCACUUAUUACCUCAUUUUUAGUAGCUUUAUCUUACUGAGUGAAACCUAAACAGUCAAAUCAGUUUACCUUCUUGAAGGUACAUAUUUGACUACCAUUUAGUGUGAGUGGAAGCAAAUGUAAUAAUGGAACAGAUCUGGAAAGGGAUGAGGAUAUACCAAACAUAUGUGUAUAUAUAUGCAUAGGUAUGAAUGUCUAUAUAUAAAAAUGGUAUAGACUAGUUCUUGCUAAGGGUUUGAUAAUUAGAACUAUAAAUAGCCAACAAACUUCUUAAAGAAAAAUGAUCCUGAGUGAUGUAUCAGUCUCUCUCUGAAACUUACUUGUUGCCUUUUCUUUUCCUAUUAGCCUGCAAAGGGCUUCCAGUGCCUAUACUUUACAUGAACAAAAAGGCAUCAAGCCUCAGCAUUUAAGAGCAAAUCUGAAGACCUUUUCAAAAAUUAAAUAUUUUGAAAACUUUUUCUUUCUGAUAUACAAGUCAUUCCAACUGACACUUAAGUGAAUGAACAUCUUUGUAUGCCAGAAGACAUUAAUAACUUCUUUGCAUCUCUAAAUCCUAUUAACACUGGCCCAAGUAAUGAAAAUGCUGCAUACUGGCUGAUGAAUGUUGUUUGUUGACUAGCUUAUAAAAUGGUUUAUUUGGGAAAAUACCUCUGAAUUUAUAAACCUCAGGUAAUACCUGCCAUGAAAAAGAUUUCCAAAAUAGUGUGCAAGUAGAUGUUGAAUUACAAAAAAGAAAAAAACAAAAACAACAGUAAAGGGAAUAAAGCAAAUAGAUUUUGGAUAUUUUUUUCAUCUUUUUCUGUUUCUCCUUGCCUCCAUCUUGCAGUUACCUAACAGGCAUUUCAAAGGUACCUGAUUCAGGCCAGAUCUGGACACUUUCAACAGAUACUAAAGCAGAAAAAAAAAAGUAGAUAAAUCGGGGUUUUUAUGUGAAGAAAGAAGUACAAAUGGACCACACUUUUAAUUGGCACCAGUCUAUGGCUUAAGAGUAUGGCUUCUUGGAAAUAUUACAUAAGAUUCACAGUACAGAAAGAAUGGGGAGAGAGAAGUUGUGCAGUUGGAGAGAGAGAAGCAAAGAGAGGGGAGGUGAAUGGAGAAAUGACUUAAAGAAGUUACUCUGGUACCUCAAAUAUUAUUUUCUAUUCUUAAUACAGCUUGUUUGUUUGAUAAAUUAUUGUUAGCUGACUAGAUUUGGCAAGAGAAGUGGUCCUUGAUUUUUAAGUGUCAUUCCUUUGUGAAUCCAGUUUGUAUCCAAACCAUUUUGUAAGUGUUGCUUACCAGUUGUAAUACAUAUUGCACUAGUUCUUGCAUUGUGUGGUGUGAAUUCAUAGGAGAUUUCAAAGGUUGUGACAGAAUUAGCCUGGCCUGUGUUCGUUGUGUGUAAAUUUUGAUGAUUGUAAGUGUUCCGUAGUUUUAUAAAUUAUUUUGAUAUUUUCUGUGCUGUAUUCUGAAAGAUUUUACAGUGUUGAACAUCUAAUGAACUGUUUUUAAAGACACUCCUCAUUGAAUCUGCAUGCAUUUAUUCAAUGAGUACAGUUUGAUAGAAUUUAACUAUCCACAUUGAAAAGACUGUUUUAAAACAUGUGAUAACUAAAUUCUGUGGGGAAUUAAUAAAACUUAUGAAGAUGAUUCAGUAGCUAUUUUGAUAGUAGUAGGAAACUGAACCAAAGAAAAUGGCUCAAGAAAGAAUAUUGUAGAACGGCUCUGAAUGCUUGGUCACAACAGGUUCUUCCCAGCUGUACAAGCUCCCAGGAACAUUUCUCAGCCUAAGAUGAACUUGUAUUUAUUUAACUUUUUUGUGGUAUUUCUUCCUGCUUCUGAAUUUAUCAAUAAAAUCCUGGUUUUAUUUAAGAUAACUUGUGUAUGUCUUGGAUAAAAAAAGCAAACAAAAAGGCCUUUACUCUUUCCUUUGAGGCUGAGAGUAGGACCGAGACAGUUAAUGCCCUUGUGGUUGGACAGUUCAUGGGAGAAGUUUGAUACUCUCCCCGGCCGUGACCACAGACUUUUCAGAGUUAUUAUCAGCAAAGGAGAAGGUAAUGAUAGAAAUAUAGAUUGUGUUAUAGAUUGUGUUAGUUACCAAGAAAAUACAUGUCUAUAAUGUGACUUUAGUCAAAGUUAAACUUGACUUUGCAAUUUCAAAUGUUCUGGAUCACCCUGGGAGCAGGGAAGAUAUCAUCAGCAUGCUGUUUUAAUUUCCACAAAAGAACUUCACCCUGCUAUAGGUUAUGGCAUUUCACUCAUUAAGAAACAGGAUUUGUGUUAAGAUAAUGAAUAUUAAAUGUUGAGAGCAAACACAUUCAGUCUGAACUAUGCCUUUUUUAAAGCCGGUGAUAUUUCAGUGCCCGAACCAACUGGAUUUUUACUCAAAAUACUCAAGGCAUGUCACUGUUGGUCAGAAAAUGAAGAGUUGGUGUCAUGGCCAGCAGAGCCCAGCAAAGCCAGGAAACCUGAAUUGACUGACUCUGCCUCUCUGCUAGAGACCUUCAAGUUUCUUGAAAAUGCAGCUGCAGAUUUCAGUGAUGAGGAAGAUGAAGAAGAUAUUGAAGGAAGAGAGAAAACAAUCAUUGAUACUGCAACAAUUGUAAGGAAAAGAGUGUUAUCUGAUAGCAGUGAAGACAGAGAUACAGAAGAAGCUUUGAAAGAGUUUGACUUUUUGGCUACCUCAGAUGAUGGUGAUGGGGAAUCAAGAAGUUCAGGAGAUGGAACAGACUGGGAAAAGGAAGACCAGUGUCUCAUGCCUGAAGCCUGGAAUGUCGACCAGGGAGUUAUAACCAAACUCAAGGAACAAUACAAAAAGGAGCGCAAGGGGAAAAAGGGGGUGAAGAGAAAAACUACCGAAGAUAUGUUUCAGCCUCAAUCCUAUAUAAAACAGUCAAAACAGGGAUGUGGGAAAAUGAUGGAGCAAAGCACAGGGCCCAACAGGUCAAAGCUGCAAGAUAUGCUUGCAAACUUGAGAGAUGUUGAUGAUCUCCCUUCAUUACAGCCAUCUGUUGCACCUUCUUCUAGGCCCAGUAGCUCAAGGCUCAUUGAACAUGAGAUAAACAGGACGGAUGAAGUGGAAGCUUUAACAUUCCCUCCGUCCUCAGGGAAAUCUUUCAUUAUGGGAACAGAUGAAGCCCUUGAAAAUGAACUGGGUCUUGGAGAACUGGCAGGCCUUACUGUAGCAAAUGAGGCAGAUUCGCUGACUUAUGAUAUAGCCAACAAUAAGGAUGCAUUGAGAAAGACUUGGAACCCCAAAUUUACGUUAAGAAGUCACUUUGAUGGAAUAAGAGGUCUCGCUUUUCAUCCGGUUGAACCAGUCUUAAUAACAGCUUCAGAGGACCAUACAUUAAAAAUGUGGAAUUUACAAAAAACAGCCCCAGCAAAAAAGAGUGCUUCUCUUGAUGUAGAGCCAAUAUAUACCUUCCGAGCACAUAAUGGACCAGUGCUCUGUGUGGUGAUGAGCAGUAAUGGUGAACAGUGCUACAGUGGGGGAACGGAUGGCCUCAUCCAUGGCUGGAACACAACCAACCCAAACAUCGACCCCUAUGACUCUUAUGAUCCUUCUGUUCUAAGAGGUGCUUUUGUAGGCCAUACUGAUGCAGUGUGGGGUCUGGUUUACAGUGGAGCUCACCAGCGCUUGCUAUCCUGUUCAGCAGACGGCACUAUACGUUUAUGGAAAGCUACAGAAAUUGCUCCAGCUCUCAAUAUAUUUAAUGAUAAUCAAGAAAUGGGAAUCCCUUCAUCAGUAGACCUUGUGAGCAGUGACCCAAGCCUCAUGGUAGCAUCAUUUAACAGUGGACACACUAGCAUUUUUAACAUGGAGACACGGCAACGAAUUCUUACCCUGGAGUCCAGUAUGGAUACUACAGUCAGUUCUUCCUGUCAGAUAAACAGAGUCAUCAGCCAUCCAACUCUUCCAAUUAGUAUCACUGCUCAUGAAGACAGACACAUCAAAUUCUACGACAACAAUACAGGAAAACUGAUCCACUCCAUGGUAGCUCACUUAGAUGCAGUUACAAGUUUAGCUGUUGAUCCUAAUGGCUUGUAUUUGAUGUCUGGCAGCCACGACUGCUCGAUUCGCUUGUGGAAUCUUGAAAGCAAGACCUGCAUCCAAGAAUUUACUGCUCAUCGCAAAAAAUUUGAUGAGUCCAUUCAUGAUGUGGCAUUCCACCCAUCCAAAUGUUAUAUUGCCAGUGCAGGAGCAGAUGCCCUGGCUAAAGUGUUUGUAUGACGGAGUGCUUCCUAUUCAACUUUAGCUUUGUAUAUAUUUAACCAGCUGCACAAAAGAGAAGAGGAGGGCAUGAGUUGUUUUAUCUUGCCCUGUAAUUCAGAGAAUGUUUCUAAGUGUUUAGUUUUGCAGGGUGCUGUUUUCUAAAUUGACGUUUGUUCUGGUUUCUGUGAGCUCAGCUGGUGCUGAGAGCUUGGAAUCUCUCAGUUUCAAAAAGGUGAAGAAAAAAAAAAAAAAAAAAAAAAAGCUUUUAUUUAGAGGGUGUGAAUUUUCGUCCAGGCAGGCCUUGGGUGAAACUAGGUCUACAUAUUCUCUAUUCAUAAAAUGGAGUACUGGAAAGAAGGGGUCUAAUUGCAUCAGGGAGUAGGAAAAGAGGGAAACUUCCUAGGAUGCUUCUCAUUCUCAAAUCACCUGGAAAAAGUGAUUCAAAGUCAGUUCACAUGCUCAUUACUAUAUCAUGUGAGAGGCACUUUGUCAUCCCUUUGGUAUGAAUAAAGUAGAUCUUGUUCAGAGAGCAGCAGUGGAUAGUUAAUCUCAGCCACCUGGCUGCUAGCCUAAGAUAAAUGCAAUUAAAGGAAGGCAAAUUACUAACAUAAAUUCAAAUGCGGUAAUAUUUCUGUUACAUCUUCUGUGUUUCUCAGUAAAUAUUUAGUUUGCAAAAAAAAUUAUAUAAUUUUUUUUAAGACUGUAUUAGCAUGUGGCUAGAAACUGAGCCUUUAGUCUAAAUCCCAAUUAACAACAGACUGACGCAGUCUGUAUAUACUGUAGUAGCAAAUUUAACUUAUUCAGAUUUUAAUGCUGUUUAUUCUUGGAGAUCUGGCACAAGAAAUUAUCACAAAGCUUUCCAAAGGAGCUGUCCUACAAUUUUAGCUGUCAAACAUUCAUCUCCUCUUUCUGUUCCUGCUAAAAAGGGUAUCAUUCUGGGCAUUAAGGAUAACAGUGAAAUAUUUCAUUUGAAGAUUAAAUCUGAUGCUUUGUAUGAGUCCUUUUAGUGGAAUAGGUGGGAACUAUACAAAGCUCCAUCACUUUGAGAGAUUCUGCUACUGUUAGAGAUAUUUCCCAGCUGCACCAUUUGAGGGACUUUUUGCCUUGUCCAUUUCACUGGGCAUAUGUGCCAUUGAUAGGGUUACCUGAAGAAUGAGUGCUUCUCAUAAUUAUUCAACAAAUGUGCUUUGUUUAUCUGUUCAGAGCUUCUCUGUUGAUUUGACAAAUAACUUUUGAUCCAAUCUAUUAUUCCUUUUAUCCCUUCUUAAAGGAAGGCGAGUUAAUUCUUCUCUGUUACGUGUCGUCAUCAGAAUUAUUACUAUUCAUAAGCACGAGGUUGGUGUUUAUCUCUGAUGGGAAUGGAAAGCAGAAUUUCUGCUGGAGUUGAUUUCUGGCACUGAUAUGAGUAGGAAAGAACCCAGUGCAGCUCUCCAUAUACCAGCCUGAGGUUAAGACUGGAAACUGAUAAAUAAAUCUUUACCUUUAAACUGACACUUGGUAAGCAGGAGUCAUUGAAAGUUAUCAACAUAAGGUUUGACUAUGUUGUUUUUAGAGUGCCAUUUGGGGAUGGGACCACAUCUGAAGUUGAUCUCAGAGUUUAAACUAAGUAUAUUAUUUAGAAUAAAAGGUUGACCUGUGCUGUUUGAGCCUGCAACACAUUAUAUGUACUGCUAAAAUAUCCUGGAAUACCUUUUAUUGCUCAGAAUAUUCACAUGUCACUUCAUGAUAAUUGGUAUGCAAUAUAUUUCCUUAGAUAAGAUUAGAACGUUUACCAUGAAACAGAUGACUACAAUAAUAAUAAUACAGAUGAUUUAGUUUUUAUAAAUUUUUUUGGUUAUGAUGAAAAGGAGGAAACUUGGCUGCAAAACUGAGCAUUCAACUUUGUGAGAGUUCUGUGUACUUGACUCAUAUUCUUUCAGUGUCAUUAUUUUAUUUCUUUUUGAAGAGAAAAUUACAAAGAUUUAUUUGAAAAAUUCUACAAGUUAUGUAUAUUCUAUAUGUGUAUAUAUAUUGUAAACAUGUAUUAAAUGUGUCUAGUAAGGGAAGACUCCAUGGGUGCAUUUUAAUGUUUUAGUAUUAAGAGUUCUUUUGAGUUUGUGUAUACAAAGGAUGAUGGUUGUGAGUAUGAAAUGAAUGUUGUGCUUUUGCUUACACAAUACAGUAUGUAGUCACAGUUGUUUAAAUUGCUGUACAUAAAAACUAAUAGGCCAGCAUGCUUGUUUUUAAAGACUGUCAUUCUGAUUACAAUUGGAAUGUAAGAAGUGGCUGUUCAAAUGUGAAUUGAAAGAUGUUUCCUUCUCACUACUGAGCUCUUGCUCAAACCGAAAAGUGAUUUUUUUUAAAAGCUGGCAAUAGCUAGAGGAUGAGGUGCCUUUAAAAAACAAAACAAAACAAAUGUAGCCUUACAAAGAGGUUGUGGAAUAUAUAUAUUUUUGUGCUUGUCUUCAUAAUUGAUGUCAAUGUCUUUUUACUGUACUUGCUCACAUACUUGUAGGACUGCAGGGUAUUGUGCAUGAGCCUGUCAGAUCUUCUGAACAUCAUCAUAGGAGAUAGGGUUGAAAAAAUUAUUUAGGUUAUCUAGUCCAUCUGCUUGCUGAAGCAGGGUUGUAGACUUGUGUGUUCUAAUAUUGUCUUGGCCAGUGAGAUUUUUAUAUGUUCUAAAACAAUUAGGCUUCCUUUUAAAGAUUAUUUUAAGGAAUGCAUCUCUCUGGCAGGAGGAUUUAUGUGGUAUUUAGUAGCUCUUUUUUGUAACUUCAUGCCAGUAUUCCAAACCAUGUUUUGUGCCAUUUUACAUAUUCUUCAUAGUCUUUGUAAUUUGGAACCUGCAUGCACACACUGGUUCCAUCUGUAUAUUUUCAUUCCUUUCUGCUUUCUUCAAGCUAUUUUUUUAGUCUGCUUUUUUUGCACAUUUCCUUGUUUUCAUUCUUUAAGCUCAAUUCUUCAAAUAUCGGUGUCCAUACCACCAUUCCACAUGCAUGAUUUGUUGGACUUAGUCUGAGGGUCGUCUUAAGUGUUAUUUGGUUGGGUUUAUCCUCUGUAAUGCAAUGCUUUUGUGUAGGAAGACCAAACUUUUGAUGUCUGACAAACUUAAAUUGUAUUUCUUUAUGACAACUCCUUUAAAUAACAUUUGAGCAUGGCUGCUUUUCAAUUUUUUUCUUCACUUUUAGUAUGUUAGAAUUAUUUUGCAGCUAGAGAUUUAAAUCCUGUUUCAUGAUUAUCCUGGGUCUUACUUUGAACUUCUGACCUCUGAGGGCACUAAAUUAUUUUUAUUUGUUCCCCUUUUAUGUGCAGUUCUUCUUGGUUCAGUGUAAUUAGUAACUUUCAUUAGUGUGAUACAUAUGUUUACUGAAAGUGUAAACAAAACUGAACCCAAACCUUAUUCUUGGAAAAAACCCAUUUUUCUGCAAUGUCAGUAUAUAGCAUUUUACCAUUUCUAUUUUUCCUGUAUCUAAUUUAUAUGGUAAUUUUUUAAUGGUUAGCUCAUAUAAUUUUUUGUGUAUGUUAGCCUGUGCUAAUGAUUUUGAUUUUACUAACUAAAUUAAUGGGAUAAUUUUCAGUCCUUCUGUAUGUUGAAAGUUGGUCCACUAGGUUUAAAUACCCACUUUUAAUUUACUUCACUGGACUGUUUGCUGUCACGUAUUUGAUUCAGUUACCAAAAUGCUUGCACAGAAUGAUUUGGAGUAGCUUGGAAGAAGUUCUAGAUAUAUUAUGUUAGUCUUAGAAAAUCCUAGUGUCUGCAUUUAUUUUUGGGCCUAAGAGAGAAAACUUCCACAUAAAGGAUUCACUGCUUUCUUCUCAUUCAUCUUUAUUUUGAUAAAAUAUGUUCUUUAGCAAGAAGCCUGUAGAACUAUAGGCCAUAUACUGUAGGUUUAUUUUUUAGGACAUGUAUUUUCAAAUAAUGUUACGUUAAAGCAGUCCCAUGUAAUUUGGGUGCAAGCUUGGUAAGUGUGUGGUGUUCACCAUACAGCUUUGUGAUUAGGUCAUACAACACUGUUUUUCAGUUGUGAAUUUAAAUUAACCAGAGACUUGUUCUUUUGAAUAAAUGUAUGAGAGAUAAAGGACUUAGUUACACCACCUUUUCGGUACAUUUGUUGGAUCACAGAUGUGUCCUCUUUCCCUUCCUCCUUAGGUUUUAACAAUGUAAUUUUGGGGAACAGCAGUUUCUGUAAAUUCUGAAAUGUAAUUUCUCAUGUAUUCUUUGAGCAAUGUUCGAUGGGCAGAAGUGUGGAAACAAACAGUUGAAAAGCAGGCAUAACUAUCAGAUAAUCAAGUUUUGGUUUUAUUAAUGCCUUUCCAGAUGUGUAUUUGGAAACAUUUGCAGGCUGUGGCUUGGCAGUGUGUUUACAGACUUCACCAGGUAUCCAAGAGCUUACUUGGUGCCUGUAUGAAGUACCUAGUCAACCUGAGUUGCAUUAAGGAAGAAAAUGCAGGCAUUGUGGUUGUCCUAAGCUGAAAUUUGCGGCUGUUUAGUGGAAGUUGGUUUGGACUACACUGUUAGAAAUCAGAAUACGAUAACCUCUUCCAUGUGGUUAAUUGAUUUGUAUAAAAUGUGGCAGUCUUUGACAUGGCAAUAUGAGUUUUCUUGGGUAGCUGCUGUUCAUGAGCAUCAUAGAGAUGCUUUGCAUAGUUGUUAGCAUUGAGUGACUGAGAGGAUGAAAAGAUUUCCCUAAAAAAAUGCUUAGAUGUUUCAGGAAGCUCCCUUUUUUCUAUAAAGGCAUGAAGGUGUUGAGAAUAUUUCAUCUAAAUCUGAUAACAUGUUUAGUUGAAGAGAGCUACAAUAGGUGAACAGUUUUGACUCUUUCAUCAUCAGUGUCUUUAAGCUUAGAGACAAACAGAGUUAUGGAAUCUAUUUGCCUGUAAACUACCGCUGAAAGCCUCUGUCAUGUUCCUACUGAGCAGCAGAGAAACUGAUGGACAGCAGUGUUGAUCCAUUCAGUUAUGUCAGGGAUGUUUUACAAAAAAACAACCCCUAUUGUAAAAGAUAGUGUUAACUGCAGCAGAGCAAAUGAACAAACUCCUGGGAAAGGGAGGAGUGGAGAAGGACUAGGAUGACUCUUGUGUAAAUAGUCCUUGUUUGGGCAAAUGGUCUUGUUUAGCUGGUGGGAAUGUUCCCAGGAGGGAGAAUGAUUGGCAACGUGACCUUUAAAAAAAUGUCUGUGCCUGUGCUAAUGAACGUACCUGUGUAGGUUAUCUGUUCUUUUGGUAUGUGCUUUUUACCUUCCCACUUAAAUUUUCCUUUAGGAUAUGUUUUCUGAGAAUCUUAAAAUCUCAUCUGCAAUGAGCUCUUACUGCAGGAUAAAUUUCAUAAAGGAUUCCUGAUUUUCCUCUUGAAGUGUUUUUUUGAAGGGUGGUAAGAGUUCCAGCUUCAGCUCCACCCCUCUCACCACCAAAAGGCUGAUUUGUACCUCCUUACACCCAGUUCAUUUAAUUCUAGCGUGUUACCUCUUAGCCUGCCAUCUGACUUGGUUUUGCUGCUCUGUAGUUCAGUUGUGAAAGUCUAUGAAUUGCUGUAUCAUUUAAGAUAUUUCUGAGAAUUUGGAUUCUGCUAUAGAAGGCAUAAAUCCAGUUGAAUAGUAUAACGUGUGGAUCUCGUCUGGUUUGUUGUCCGAAGAGACUUCUUGUUAGAUUACGAAAUCCAAACUAUGGCUGAGCUAAAAAUGCAUUUAAUAAUAUUAUAUUCUUAGCCCAACUUCUUCCUGCUUAAGUAUAGAUUGUGGUAUUGUGUGUUAGACUCAUUUUGCCCUGCUCAUACUGCCAAGCCAUGUUGUGAUCCUGAGAGAUCACACCAGUAUUUAAACCAUGCCCCGUGCAUGUGUUUCUAAGCUGCUCAGAGCCUUGUGUUGACAUGGUCCUCCAGGCCAGUCUUCUUUGAGUCUCUCAAGUUUGAAUUGCAGGCUCCCAAAAUUACUUUCUGGCUAUUUUGAGUAACCCUUGGUCCUCACACCGGAGUAUUAGACUGUGGUGUUGAGAAAAGAUUUAUGUAUCAGGAUUUGUACUAUUCUGAAAGGGAAAGGAUAAGUUACUGCCAAGCCAAAUAUUGUCAUUAUUUUUGGAUUACUUAUGAAAAGCAGCCAAAAACAUUGUAUAAGGGAUAUAUGAUGGACUUCAAGCUAAUAUUUUUCCAUUAAGAAUUUAUUUUUUUAUGCUUCCUGUCAUCAAGAUACAGUGCUUUUGAAUGUAGUUUGUUUUCAGAUGUAUGGCUCCUAGAAUUGUUUCCUUGCAGUUGGACAUUUGCAAUUGUGCAUCAGUUUUGAAAACUGUCUCAUAUGUGUUAGCACUUCUUUUGGAAAUGCAAACUGAGCAUGUUAACUAAUGAUUUCUUGUACCAUUAUAGUCUAAGCAGACUGAAAAGCAGUCUUGUGCUAUGUUUUCCUUGAAUAGUGCAUCUGAAAAAACUUGUAGAAGGAACUCCCAUGAUGAGAUGACUUUUGUUGCUGUAAGGUUCUCUGUUGACAUUUGUCAGUUUUGCGUUGUAUUUUGCGUAAUUAUCUUCAGUUGACUGCCAGGUUAAAAAAGACAAAUUUCUUUGCCAUGUGGACUAUAGGUUGGAUAUUUUUUUUGUCAUUUUUACUUAUUAAUAUACUUUCUUAUUUUCUACUAGAAUUUAGCUGCUACCUGGCAGCUCUCUUUAGGAGAAGUUACUACAGGUGAUAACCACUAACAUGUUAGUAAGUACAGUGGCUUCCCUUCUGUUUUGGGUCAUUUCCAUGGCAGAUUGUUGAUAUGAAAAGGCUACUGUGGCUGAUAUAUGAACAAGCUAAAGGAUAUUAAAGAUUCCCCUUCAGAACUAUCCUGAGGUUAUGAUUUUAUACACCAGUUUUGAAUGACUACUUUGAAACAAUGUUGGGCUUAAGUGUCUUGCAGAAUUUUGGAUCCAAAUGAGAAAUACCUACUUGUUGAGUAAUAGUCUGCUUGUCAAUUUUUUGUGUAUGGCUCAGUACGAGGCUGUGUCAGAAUUGCAGUACCAACAAAAUUACCUUGUUUAAAUGCAACUGUUGUACAAAAGUGAAUGUUAUUUUGAGUGAGAAAUUCUGUUUUCUAAUUUAUGAAGGAAAUAGUUUUCUUGGGAGUAAGCAUCCAUAAAUGUAAUAUAUUUCAUGAUUUUGAAAAGGUUUAUUAAUCAUGGGACGUGAGAAAAAUGAAAGUGAUUCAUUCUCCAAAGAUUUGUUAAGUGUUUAUUAUUACAAGUAUAAAUUUUUGCUUUAAAUGGAAAUGCUUCUUCAAAAAUUUAGUAUUAAACUUCUUACUAAAACUCAGUAGUUUAAAAUGCUGGAUAAAUAUCUAAAAUGGCAAAGAUAGAAAAUUCAGAGGGAGAUUAUUUUGAAAUACGCCAGUGUCAUUUUGAGCUUCUCAAGUGUAGCCCUGAAUUUUCUCUUUAUCACUGCAAUUCAUAUUUUGUGAAACUUCUUGGAUAGGUUAUAUUUAAAGCUACAUUCACUUGCCUGAAUAAGUCAAAUAAAUAUUUUGUCAUUUAAAAUUAUAUAGAUCUGCUUAUGUUAGUGUGCCAUUUAAAAUGAGACCCCAUUGAGGUAACCAUGCAGGUAUUUGUGUUGGUAUGACAGUAGUGAAGUGGGGUAUCUGUGUACUGUACCCGCAUUCUGUGCUGAGCAAAAUCACACAGACUUCCAGAAAUAAGCAAUGGUUUUUAAGAGCAGCUUUAUUUAAUGUUGCAGCAGCAAGUGUCAUUUGUAUCAUAUAAUUAUGUAAAUUGGGUGCUAAUAAAUACUAUUUUUCAACA